Molecule: messenger RNA, 237 nt
Organism: Racocetra persica
Lineage: Eukaryota; Fungi; Glomeromycota; Glomeromycetes; Diversisporales; Gigasporaceae
Source: the annotation of a GenBank genome assembly
AUGGGUAAACUUGAAGAUGAUCUCACUGAACUCAAGCGUUGCUAUAAAAAAGGGUUAAUAUCUAAGCGGGAUUAUGAAGAAGCUCGUAGAAAAAGACUUGGCCUCAAUCCAGUAGAUAAAUCAUGGUGGGAAAGACUGCGCGGUGGUGCAAUGUCUCUUGGCCGUACGGCUUUAGUAACCCUGAUUAAUUCCAUCCUUGGUCUUGGUGUUUUUGCCGGAAAAUUAAUCACAUUUUAG